Messenger RNA from Solanum tuberosum (potato), 665 nucleotides. RefSeq names its product kirola-like. The transcript has 2 exons. Lineage: Eukaryota; Viridiplantae; Streptophyta; Magnoliopsida; Solanales; Solanaceae. The record is from RefSeq and is a predicted model, not a curated record. The coding region runs from base 41 to 484 and encodes 147 amino acids. Gene Ontology annotation, biological process: defense response.
UUUGUGUUACAAGUUAUUGCUAUUCCAAGGAGAAGAAAUAAUGGGUGUGAAAGGAAAGUUGAUUGCUUCAAUUGAGGUCAGGUGUGGAGGACACUCAAUUCAUGAUAUGUUUCACACCAAUACGCAUCAUAUACCCAAUAUAAACCCUACUAAGUACAAGCAUUUUGAAAUUCAUGAAGGUGAAACCAUAAAAGUUGGUUCGAUUGUUAGCUGGAAAUAUAACCAAGAUGGAAAAGAAAAGUUUAUCAAGCAAGUGAUUGAAGUUGUUGACUCUCAGAAUAAAUCAAUCACUUGGAAAGUGAUUGAAGGGAAUGUGUUAGAGUUGUAUAAUUCGUUAAUUGUUAUCACAUCCAGUGAACACCAAUGGACUACAUUGACAUUUGUGUAUGAGAAGAAAACUGGAGAUACCCCCGAGCCCCUCACUGACUUUGGUUUUUUCCUUGAUGCAAUCAAGGAUAUGGAGGAUCACCUUAUCAAAAUAUAAGAAAUUUAUGAUGUUUAAUGGUUCAAUACAUUAUGUGUGCGUGUGUUUGUGCUUGUGUGAUGAGUAUUUUGCUAUUUCACCUAGUGUAUGAAAUAAAAUUAUAUGUUUGGAGAAUACACAUAUUAAUUAUGUAUGAAAACCAAUAAAUAAUGGUAUGCUUGUCAAUACCUAAAUAAGGUUA